Messenger RNA from Sipha flava (yellow sugarcane aphid), 705 nucleotides. RefSeq names its product DNA-directed RNA polymerase II subunit RPB7 (gene Rpb7). The coding region runs from base 86 to 604 and encodes 172 amino acids. NCBI's taxonomy places the organism in Eukaryota, Metazoa, Arthropoda, Insecta, Hemiptera, Aphididae. Gene Ontology annotation, cellular component: P-body; RNA polymerase II, core complex. The record is from RefSeq and is a predicted model, not a curated record. Gene Ontology annotation, biological process: transcription initiation at RNA polymerase II promoter; DNA-templated transcription; positive regulation of nuclear-transcribed mRNA poly(A) tail shortening. The transcript has 7 exons. Gene Ontology annotation, molecular function: single-stranded DNA binding; translation initiation factor binding; single-stranded RNA binding.
CGGUGUUUACUAUUUAUGAUUUUGUAUUUUCGUUAAUUUUUGUAAUUAUAAUAUAUAAUUAUUAUAUCAUUUUAAUCGUGGAAGAAUGUUUUAUCACAUUGCUUUAGAACAUGAUGUUCUGCUUCAUCCCCGAUACUUCGGUCCUCAGUUAUUAGACACUGUAAAACAAAAGUUGUAUCGUGAAGUAGAAGGCACAUGUACUGGAAAAUAUGGAUUUGUAAUUGCUGUAACACAUAUUGAUAACAUUGGUUGUGGAUUAAUUCUACCUGGACAAGGAUUUGUUGUAUACACAGUAAAAUAUAAAGCUAUAGUUUUUCGACCUUUUAAAGGCGAAGUUUUGGAAGCUGUAGUUACUCAAUUAAACAAAGUAGGAAUGUUUGCUGAAAUUGGACCACUAUCUUGUUUUAUAUCUCAUCAUUCAAUACCAUCAGAACUACAAUUUUGUCCCAACACAUCACCUCCCUGUUACAAAUCAAAAGAAGAAAACAUAGCAAUUCAGCCAGAAGACACUAUCAGAUUAAAAAUUGUUGGAACACGUGUUGAUGCAUCUGGAAUUUUUGCUAUCGGUACAUUAAUGGAUGAUUACUUGGGAUUGAUCCAUUGAAAAAAUAAGACUCAUUCGGAUAUCAAUUUCUUUUCCAACAUUUAUUGUAAAAUUUUUAUUAUUAUUAAUUUGUUUAAAUAAACUUAAUUAUAAUUUUUUAA